UCAUCACCAUCACCAUCUCCAUUCCUCCCUCAGUGCUAUAGCUUAGGCAGCCAUCAUGGCCAACCUCCUUAUCUUAAUUCUUUUAGCCCUUUCUACCCUGUCCUGGAACAUCGCAGAGUCUUUAAGCAUAGAUUGCGGGUCAUCCACUGUUUACAGUGAUGAAGGAUGGAUCGGAGACGAGGCCUAUAUACAGAAUGGAGAGUCCAAACGGGUUCAAUCUGGCAAUUCGGUGUCUCAGGUGAUGGACACUUUGAGGGUUUUCUCGAGCCGUAACAAGAAUUGUUACUCUCUAGUAGCUGAGAAAGGAGAGAAAGUUCUGGUUCGUGCCAGCUUUUACUAUGGAAAUUACGACCAGAAGGCAUCUCCCCCUACCUUUGCUCUGCAGUUUGAUGGGAACCCUUGGGCCACAGUAGUGACUUCAAGUGAUCUAGUCAUUGACUAUGAAGCUAUAUAUGCCGUAAAGGGAGAUUCUACAAGUGUAUGUGUUGCUCAGACACAGGCUAAUCAAUUUCCCUUCAUAUCAGCACUUGAAAUGGCAAGCUUGGGAUCAAACAUGUACAGCUCUUUGGAUUCAAACUAUGCUUUGUUUCUGAGAAGGAGGGUUGCUUUCGGUGCAAACGAAACUAUAAGUGAUGCAUAUGAUCGAAUUUGGGUUCCCGGAGUAGCUGUCAAUGGAUUAACUGCAGUCACAAGUGAUGCACUAGUUAUUGACAGUACCACUGCAGAAGAUGAUCCUCCACAAGCUGUGCUGCAAAAUGCAAUAACCACCUCAAGGACGUCGGAAUCCAUAACUAUUGGCACCAAUCUUCCGGCCGUUGAAGUUCCGAUCUAUAUCAAUGCAUACUUUUCUGAAGUUACCACGCUUGAUUCAACCCAGAAGAGAUACUUGGAGAUCAACCUGGACGACAAUCCUGUCUCAAAUCCCAUAAUCCCACCCUACCAAGAAGUACUGGAAGUAACCAUCACCAACCUGACUGCUUCGUCCAAUAAUAACUUGUCUUUGGUGGCUACCUCUGAUUCAACGCUUCCUCCUCUCAUCAAUGCCCUGGAGAUUUUUUCAAUCAGCAAUGAGCUAACUGAUGGGACAGAUAGCAAUGAUGUGGAACAGUUAGCUUCGCUGCAAGUCCUAUAUCCUAUACUAGGGCAAUGGGGUGGCGACCCUUGUCUUCCCUCACCAUUUACAUGGGACUGGGUCAAUUGUAGUACUGAUGCUGCACCUCGAGUAACAGCUUUGUAUCUCAGUGGCUUCGAGCUAUAUAGUUCAUUUCCAGAUUUGAGUUCCAUGGAUGCCCUUGAAAUAAUAGAUCUGCACAAUAACAGCUUGGUGGGUGAUAUUCCCGAUUACCUUGGCACCAUGCCCAAUCUAAAACAAUUAAAUUUGGCGGAUAAUGAUUUCAGUGGAACUCUGCCCACUUCAAUCUCAAACAAUAAAAACCUAAAACUAAUUGUAACGGGGAAUAAGAACUUGUGCAUCUCUGGAAAGUCAUGUCAGACAAGCGACACCAACACCGGGACCUCCUUUGAUGAUCCAGAAUUUACAACUUCUUCGGGCAAGAAGAAGAGUAACAAGCUACCUGCUAUACUUGGUUCCACAAUUCCAACUUUCUUUCUCUUGUGGGCUAUUGUGGGAGUUUUCAUCAUAGUGCGGCAAAGGAGAAAAGCUGCAGCAGUGACUGCAAUGAGCGCAGCUGGACAAAAUGGUGGAGCCAGUAGGCCUAAUGGAAAUUCAGUCAAUGUACAAAUGGUGGGAAAAAUAAGCCAAGCUGUGAUGAAUGAGUUCAAUAACAACAACAAUAAUACUGGGGAGCAAACAACGUUGGAGAUUCAGGAUCAAAUGACUGAUCAGCAAACGUACGAAGGGGAGUAUAUUAGCAGGAAUGCUUGAUUAGGGUUCCUGCGAAGCUUCUUCAUCCAGAGAUUGUAUUCAUGUAUGGUGUGAGACAUUUCCAGUUCAUUUCUAUAGACAGGUCAACAAUGAAGUGAAAACCUGAAAGCAGAAAGUGUAAUUGUUAGCAGCUCUGUUGUGCUGAUGCAGCCGACCUGCCUAAUUAAUCAGGCCACUUUUCUCUUCAUGGUGUGAAAAUAGAAGCUCAGCAAAGCUUCUGAAUUGUGUCUAUGGCUAUGCUUCAAUCAAGUACCUUUUCUUUUUCCUUUCAAA
Molecule: messenger RNA, 2158 nt
Organism: Vitis riparia (riverbank grape)
Lineage: Eukaryota; Viridiplantae; Streptophyta; Magnoliopsida; Vitales; Vitaceae
Exons: 9
Coding region: 56-1885 (609 amino acids)
Molecular function (GO): protein binding
Source: RefSeq, a predicted model, not a curated record